This is a messenger RNA of Trichechus manatus latirostris (Florida manatee), 3810 nucleotides long. It is a transcript of the gene NCBP3, whose product is annotated as nuclear cap binding subunit 3. Gene Ontology annotation, cellular component: nucleus. The transcript is spliced from 14 exons. Lineage: Eukaryota; Metazoa; Chordata; Mammalia; Sirenia; Trichechidae. The record is from RefSeq and is a predicted model, not a curated record. Gene Ontology annotation, molecular function: RNA 7-methylguanosine cap binding; mRNA binding. Bases 43 to 1926 code for a protein of 627 amino acids.
GUGUGAGGAGCGGGCUCUCAGUGGUGCUGCCGGCGGGCGGCGAUGGCGGCCGUACGGGGCCUGCGAGUGUCGGUGAAGGCAGAGGCCACGGCAGGGCCGGCCCUGGGGCUCCCUUCGCCAGAAGCCGAGCCUGGUUUGGAGCGUGGCGAACCGGAACCCAUGGAGGUGGAGGAGGGCGAGCUGGAGAUCGUGCCGGUGCGACGCUCACUGAAGGAACUGAUCCCGGACACAAGUAGAAGAUAUGAAAACAAGGCUGGCAGCUUUAUCACUGGAAUCGAUGUCACCUCCAAGGAAGCAAUUGAAAAGAAAGAACAGCGAGCCAAGCGCUUCCAUUUUCGGUCAGAAGUAAACCUUGCCCAAAGAAAUGUAGCCUUGGAUCGAGACAUGAUGAAGAAAGCAAUCCCCAAAGUGAGACUGGAGACAAUCUACAUUUGUGGAGUAGAUGAGAUGAGUACCCAGGAUAUCUUUUCCUAUUUUAAAGAAUAUCCUCCGGCUCACAUUGAAUGGUUGGAUGAUACCUCCUGUAAUGUGGUUUGGCUGGAUGAAAUGACAGCCACACGAGCCCUUAUCAAUAUGAGCUCUCUGCCAGCCCUGGAUAAGAUACGAAGCAGGGAUGCCAAUGAGGACAAGUCAUCUGAGAAAAGUAAAAAAGACAAGCAGGAAGACAGCUCAGAUGAUGAUGAGGCUGAAGAAGGAGAAGUUGAAGAUGAGAACUCAAGUGACGUAGAGUUGGACACGUUGUCUCAGGUCGAAGAAGAGUCUCUGUUAAGAAAUGAUCUUCGUCCAGCUAAUAAGCUUGCUAAAGGAAAUAGGUUAUUCAUGAGGUUUGCUACAAAAGAUGACAAAAAGGAACUUGGAGCAGCCAGAAGAAGUCAGUAUUACAUGAAAUAUGGGAAUCCAAAUUAUGGAGGCAUGAAAGGAAUUCUUAGCAACUCUUGGAAGCGAAGAUAUCAUUCCCGUCGCAUUCAGCGGGAUGUGAUCAAGAAGAGAGCCCUGAUUGGGGAUGACGUUGGCUUGACAUCCUAUAAACACCGACAUUCCGGACUAGUGAACGUUCCUGAGGAACCCAUUGAAGAAGAGGAAGAGGAGGAGGAGGAGGAGGAGGACCAGGACAUGGAUGCAGAUGACAGGGUGGUGGUAGAGUAUCACGAGGAGCUUCCAGCUGUUAAGCCGGCCCGGGAGCGCAGUGCAUCUAGGCGAUCCAGUGCCAGCAGCUCAGACUCCGAUGAGAUGGACUAUGAUCUAGAACUGAAAAUGAUAUCCACUCCUUCACCAAAGAAAAGCAUGAAAAUGACAAUGUAUGCUGAUGAAGUGGAAUCUCAGUUGAAAAAUAUUAGGAACUCCAUGAGGGCAGAUAGUAUAUCCACCAGCAACAUAAAAAACCGAAUUGGUAAUAAAUUACCGUCUGAGAAAUUUGCAGAUGUGCGACAUCUGUUAGAUGAAAAACGUCAGCACACACAUCCAAGGCCACCAGUCAGCAAUACUAAGUCAGAUAUACGCCAGCGCUUAGGAAAGAGACCAUAUUCUCCAGAAAAGGCUUUUAGUAGUAACCCAGUCAUUCGGAGAGAGCCUUUUUCUGAUGUACAUAGUAGGCUAGGUAUUCCCAGGCAAGAUAUUAAAGGCCUCUACUCUGAUACUCGGGAAAAGAAAUCAGGUAGUUUAUGGACUCGCUUAGGAUCCGCACCCAAGACCAAAGAAAAGAACACGAAGAAAGUGGAGCACAGGGCGCCCGCCACUGAGGAAGACGACUCCGAGCUGCAGAGGGCAUGGGGGGCUCUGAUUAAGGAGAAAGAACAGUCUCGCCAAAAGAAGAGCCGCUGUUACCAGCACCCUUUUCCCAAGAAAAGUCAAUUCCCAGGUGCUUAUUGGACAGCCUUCGAGGGGGAAGAUGAGGGAAGCUGCCAGCUCACCCUUCCAGGACCCUAGUGUGGGGGCCGAAUCCCAUGGACCUGACCUCAGAGGUGCACCAGUGCCGCCCAGGUAGAUAAGAGACACAGCAUUGAUCGUGCUUCCCGUUCAGCCCUUGGGGAUUACUGUUAGCGGCCUCUUACUAGCCAUCUGCUUGAAGUGAAAAUCAAGUUCAGUGCUGUGGGGUUUUUAGGAACAAAAAACUGUGACUUCUGGAUUUGGGGUUGAUUUUUGUGCUGGGGCGGGGUCAUGGGUUAACGUCGAACAAUUUUUAAGUCUGUAUUAUGUUUAAAAAUAUUAAUGAUUUAAAAGUUUAAAUUUUUAAUUUUUAUAUGUGAAAAUUCUUCCUGUUGGCUACAGGGGAAACUCAAGUGGUGUCUUCUUAUGUGCUGUUAAAUAUAUAUUAUAUACUUUGGAAGAAGGCAAAAGGAGGAGUCUCAUUAUUUUUUAAAUGAUCCUAAUUGUAUAGUCUGUUGUACGUAGUAUUCAGCUUGCUUUUCCGCCAUUGUAGGAAACAAAAUCCAUCCAUCUGAGGUGGGGUCAUGUUGUUUAUUAUCACUUCAGAAGUGAUAACUGAUAUUUAUUCUUUCUGCCUUCAAGUUCUGGCACUUGAAGACUUCUUCAAAACUGACAAAUAAUAGUGACAGAAAUUUUAGUUCCUUUAUUUGUAAACUCCUGUCAGGUUAUUUUCCCAUGAAAAGGCAGUAGAUUAUUUUGUCUUCCUGUCUACUCUUCAUUUUGAAGUGUUUAACUUUUAUAUUCCUCCACAGGCUUAAAAAUGGUGUUUUACUCCGGUUCCCUAGAACUUGGGAAUUAGAGAUAGUGAGCCACUGCCCCCUUUGUGGUGUCACAGGUCAUCACCUGCCUGAGGUGUGGAGGCACCUGAUGUAACCCGGAUUCUAGAGGCUUCACGUGUGGCUGACCUGAUGGUCACACUGAUAGUUGAUUACACUGUGGUGUGAUUGAAUGCAGAACGCUGUUGUUAAUAAAGGACUGUGAGACUUGAGAGCUGCAGCACAAACUGUAUUGUACCAUGUUUUGUUGGUUAACACGCUUUUUUCUUCCUUUUAGAAACAUAAGAUGUACCAUGGUAUGUUGCAUCUUCCUAAUAGGAUCCUAGGACAGAGAGAUGGUUCUGGCUUCUCUGCCAGUCGAGACCUAAGGUUUCUGAGGUUUCCGAGCUCUUCUUGCCUUGUGAAGCACACAGUUGAGAGACAGGUUCUUGAGGAGUCAGGGCCUGGGGAGUUGGUACAGUGAGAAGUGCAAGGGCCUGAAGGAGACCUGGAGGCCAACCCCUGGCUCUACUCCAUAAGCCUUGGGCUCAGUUUCCCCAUCUGUCAGAUGAAUGGGCCAAUACCAGAGCUCAUGGCUCUGCUGGUAUGUCUCGUUGGCAUUUCACUCUGCCUAAAGCUGGGGCUGCAGUAUGCUGGUGAGCACUAGUUUCUGUUGCAGGUCGGGGAGGAGGGAAGGAGGCAAUUGAGGGGAGUGUGUGAGGUUGUGGACGUGGACUUAUUCCUGUCCCAUUACAGUCUCUGGGUUUACUAAUGGGACAAAAAUGUCCUUUGGUCAGGGUCCCCACUAGACAAGUCUCUGCAGCAUUUAGAAAAUGCCCCUUCUUAGACUUUCCUUUUUGUUUCCCAGUCAUGACCCUUUCCCACCAGUAACCCAGGCCUAUUUGCCCCAUGGCCUUUCAGCCCUCACCAGUCUCCUGCUAGAGAUCAGGGAAGACUUCCUGGAAGAGGGGUGGUGUACAGUCAAAACUGGAUCCUUGAUCUAACCAAGAAAAAUGCCAACUUCAGCAGCCUUGCAAUUCUCCUCACAAACACGGAGAAAAUUCGGGAGAUUAUCUGUCAAGAUUUUAAGCGUGUUUCCCAAAGUUGUUGUUGUUAUUAUUAGCCCCUC